This is a messenger RNA of Paramecium tetraurelia, 1743 nucleotides long. RefSeq lists its product as uncharacterized. The transcript has 2 exons. NCBI's taxonomy places the organism in Eukaryota, Ciliophora, Oligohymenophorea, Peniculida, Parameciidae. The record is from RefSeq and is a predicted model, not a curated record.
AUGAAAAAUAUAAUAAGUGCAUUAAAAGCUUUACCUUUUGAAAAUAAGAUAUGUCAACUUCCAAUUGAUGAUUCCAAAAUUAAUAAACCUAGAAAGGUUAUUGGAUAUAGUUUCAGUGAUGUAACACCAGAAUAAAAGGAAAAUCCGAGAUUGAUAGCCCAUUCCAGAUCUGCUUUUUCUUUGAUCAAUGUAGAGCUGGAUGUUAAAAAUGAUGAGAAUAUUUAAAUAUUAGCUGGUAACUUGGUACCUACUUUGGCAAGACCUGUCGCUCAUUGUUAUUGUGGUUAUCAAUUUGGAAAUUGGGCAGGGUAAUUAGGAGAUGGCAGAGCGAUUACUCUAGGAGAUGUAAAUGGAUAUGAAUUGUAAUUAAAAGGAUCUGGAUUGACUCCCUAUUCUAGAUUUGCUGAUGGAAAGGCUGUCAUUAGAUCAUCAGUUCGGGAAUAUUUAUGUUCUGAAUUUAUGUUUCAUCUAAACAUUCCCACAACUAGAGCUGCUUCACUUGUAAUUACAGAUUCAAAAGCAGAGAGGGAUAUAUUUUAUGAUGGACAUCCUAUAUUAGAAAAUUGCGCAGUUGUUUUAAGAAUUGCAUAAACUUUCUUAAGAUUUGGAUCUUUUGAAGUAGAAAUCGAUCUGAAUCCUAAAAAUACAAUCAUACCUCAACUUUGGGACUAUUGCAAGAAAUAAUACUUUGGAGAUAAAGAAAAUCCAUUUUAAGAAAUUGUUAAUAGAACAGCUAAAUUAGUUGCUUAUUGGCAAUGUUAUGGGUUUUGUCAUGGGGUUUUAAAUACAGAUAAUAUGAGCAUUAUAGGAUUAACCAUUGACUAUGGACCUUUUGGAUUUAUGGAUUAUUUUAAUAAAAAUCAUAUUUGCAACAACAGUGAUAAAGAAGGCAGAUAUAGUUAUGCUAAUUAACCUUAAGUGUGUUUGUGGAAUUUGAAUAGAUUGAGCGAAGCUUUGGAAGAUGUAAUUCCCAAAGAUCAAAGCAAAUAGAUUAUUUAGGAUUCUUAUUGGGUUGAAUAUAAAAAAUGGUAUUAUCAUAUUAUGCUGAGAAAAUUCGGUUUAAUUGAUUAAAAUUAAAUGGAAUUCACAAAAUCUUAAUGUAUUUUGGUGGAUUCCUUUUUCGACAUUUUACAUUAGAGUUGUACUAAUUUUACAAAGGUAUUUUAAAUUUUACAAUAAAUUGAAAUACCACAUCAAAAUUAUAUAGAUGAAGAGGUUGAAUUAAAUCAACAAGAUAUUAAGAUUGUAGAAUAAUUGGUUUAAAUUUCAGCACCAAGAGAGGUUUAUCUGCAAAUGAGAAAACCAAAAAUUGCUAAAUAAUAAAUUGAUUAAUUUAUUCAAUAUGCUGCUUCAUCUAGAUAACUGUUAUAUAUGUUUGGAAUCGAUGAAAAUUGGCUACAGCAAUAAAUAUAAUUAUACAAAGAGUAUGAUAAAUUACAAGUGAUAUCUGAAUAAGAAAGAUAAAAAAUCAUAUCCUUGUUAUGGACUGAUUGGGUAAUGUAGUACAAAUCUGAAACGAAUUAAGCAAAUCGCAUUUAAAUAAUGGAAUAGAUGAAUCCUAAAUAUACAAUUACAAAUACUGUUCUCUAAACUGUAAUAUAAGAAGUGGAAACCAACUAAAAUUUUGAUUUAUUACAAAAGGUUUAAUCCGUUAUUGAAAAUCCUUUUGUGAAACAUGCAGAAGUAGAUGACUUGUUUAAUUAAAUUUGUAACAAUGAAAUUUGCGUAAGUUGCUCUUCUUGA